Colossoma macropomum (tambaqui) is the source of this 2044-nucleotide messenger RNA. RefSeq names its product ER membrane protein complex subunit 7-like. The record is from RefSeq and is a predicted model, not a curated record. Bases 146 to 922 code for a protein of 258 amino acids. Gene Ontology annotation, cellular component: EMC complex. Lineage: Eukaryota; Metazoa; Chordata; Actinopteri; Characiformes; Serrasalmidae. Gene Ontology annotation, molecular function: carbohydrate binding. The transcript is spliced from 5 exons.
UCACUGUGCUCCUGACGUCACUCUCCGCCGUCCGAGUCGGGCUGUCAAAACGCUCAAAACACAACGGACAGAAACGUUUGAAUUCAACAAUAUGGGUUUUAACUUCAGCUGACUCGCAGAUAAACACUUCCAAACGCCAGUCAAGAUGCUUUUUAAGUGCUCUGUUGGGGCUGUCUCCUUCAUAUUUAUCACUUUGUUGGGGCUAUGGCCGUGUUUUUGCUGCGGGCAGCAGACUGCUUACAGCCCGGGGACAGUGGAGCAGGUGGCGGUCACGUUAGCAGAGAGCGACCGCGCAGCGCUGGAGGAGACAUUUCAGAUUGAAGGCCGAGCUGUUGUGUAUGGAGUGAGACCAGAGGCCUGGGCUCCUUCCUCUGUCGUGCUGGUUGAUGGAGAGGAGCACGUCGGCUUUGUCAGACUUGAUGGAAGCUUCACAGUAAACGAUGUCCCUUCUGGAUCAUAUGUGGUCCAGAUUGCGUCCCCGGUGUAUAAAUUCGAGCCUGUCAGAGUGGAUAUCACCAGCAAGGGCAAAAUGAGGGCACGCAGAGUCAAUUACAUCAAGACAUCUGAGGUAGUCCAGUUGCCUUACCCACUUCAGAUGAGAUGCAGUGGACUUCAUUCUUACUUUAUUAAGCGAGAGACUUGGUGCUGGUCAGAUUUCUUCAUGAAUCCCAUGGUUUUAAUGAUGGUGCUUCCUCUUGUGAUCAUCCUUCUUCUUCCAAAGGUCAUCAACACAAAUGACCCAGGGAUGAGAAGGGAAAUGGAACAGUCAAUGAAUAUGCUCAAUCCCAACCCUGAACUUCCAGAUGUGUCUGAGAUCAUGACUAAGUUCUUUGCCCCGCCCAAAAGCCACAGCAGUAAGCCAGGAGGCGAAGGUCACAGGGGUCACAGGGGUCACAGGGGUGGCGGCCCUAGGAGGAGGUAGCACUCAACUGUGCUGGGAGACAUGUUACUACUGCCUGAUUUCCCUGAUUCAGGCCUUUGUCAGCAAUCAUUUGCCAGAAAACAAUCUGCCUUAAAUGUUUAAGAGAAGAAGUGAAGGGUUUCAUUCCAAGACGCAUUUUAGAAUAUUUCUAAAAUACACCGUUGGAAGUGAGCUUUACACAUACAAGACAGAUCAGUGCUAUAUUAUGAUUAAAAAAUGUGUUUUCCAUUACAGUUCAGCUGUUAUUCUUUAAAGAAAUGUGUUAAAUUCACUAUUCACUAUUGUAACAAAUGGAUAAACAGCAUUUUGGAAUGAAACUCUUCAUAGGAUGCUGUUGUCAUUGCUAAUGCCUUAUUUCACUGUGUUUAACACCAAGUUUGAUUGCCUCUGGUGCUGUAAUGCCUUUAUUAAUGCAGAAUGUUUUUGAAUUUGAAACUUCUCCCGGGUACAUUUCUAAUUUUAAAACAAUUUAAUUAUUUAUUGACUGAUUAUUACCUCAGAGAAAAAAAAAAUUAAAUUAAUUCAGAGCUUUAUUAAUAUUUUAUUGACCUUAUGUAUUUAAACAGAGGAUAAAUAAUUUACUACUGACUAAUAUCAUUUCUUUUAUCCUGUCAUUAUGCUGUUCUGUAGUGGUUUUUUUACUCCCUGUGUGUAUUUUAAAGCCAACAGCCUUGGCUGACCAUUAUGGAAGUUGAAGGAGUGAAGGCUAAAUAUAGCAGUAGUGAGAGUGAGGGAGGAGCACCAGUGGGACUUUGAGUGACAGUCCAGCUUAGUUAGCUUUAGCAGCAGCCUGUGAAGUGUUUGCUUACAAGGGCAAACUAAAUUAGUGGAUCCUGAAAGGACUGUAAUAGUUUUGUUUUUUCAGAGCUUGUACCAUCACUGAACCUACAUCUGAAUAUAACAUACAUAAAACAACCAGUAAUGUUUUGACCUCGUAUUUAUUUUCAAACAUUUUAUGACUGUUUUGAGCAUUUACUGGAUUAUGCCUUAAUAUUCAAAUUUGAUGCCAAGACAUAACUUCCCACUAUGCCCAUGUAUAGUAUGUAAUGUCAUACCCUUCUUUUAUUUAAUCUGUAGUCAAAUCAUACAUUUAACAAAACAUUAAAAAGAGCAAUAACUACA